Molecule: messenger RNA, 1122 nt
Organism: Coffea eugenioides
Lineage: Eukaryota; Viridiplantae; Streptophyta; Magnoliopsida; Gentianales; Rubiaceae
Exons: 1
Coding region: 1-1122 (373 amino acids)
Source: RefSeq, a predicted model, not a curated record
AUGGCUGCAGCGGCUGCCCAACCUGCUGGUGAGGGUGGGUAUCCCUCCACAUCUCCAACCUUUCGUGCAAAAUCAUUCUCGAAGCUCUUUGCUUCAUCCUCCCAGCAACGUGUGCAUAUGUCAGCGACGCACUCGACCCACCGUGGGGAACCAGCGAUCACCUUCUCCCAUGCUGACAUUGAAGCUAUCGUGCAACCCUUCCAGUUCGCCUUGGUUGGUAAGUUCGCCCGUUCCAGGCCUCGUAUGGAGGAUAUCCGAAAAUUCUUCUUAACGCUUGACUUGAAGGAAUCCUUUUCUGUGGGAUUGAUGGACUCUCGGCAUGUCCUUAUAUGCUUGCACAAUGAAGCGGACUUCCUGCAGGUGUGGACGCGUAACGUUUGGUAUGUGUUUGGAAGUCCCAUGAGGGUGUUUAAAUGGACAUCCUUCUUUCAUGUUGAUAGGGAAUCCUCACCGGUGCUCGUUUGGUUCGGCCUUCCCAAACUUCCUGUCCAUUUAUUUGAGAAGCAAUGCUUGUUUCAGAUUGUCUCAUGUCUAGGCCGGCCUCUGUUUAUCGACUCCGCAACUGCUGCGAUGACUAGACCCAGCGUAGCUCGGGUUUGCAUUGAAGUUGAUCUUCUGAAGGAAUUGCCUCCGCGAGUUUGGAUCCAGGUAGGGGAGGGACAUGGUUUUUGGCAACCUCUUAUCCCCGAAAACUUGCCCAAAUACUAUGGGCAUUGUUAUCGUCAAGGCCACUAUCAGUCGGAAUGCCGUAUCAAGCAUCCUGAGUUGCGUCAAAGUGGGGAGGGUAAGGUUCGCGCAAGAGUGCGCCUAGCACCUCAACCUUUGGGGGAAGGUCACGCCCAGGGAGUGGGGGAUGCAGGGGGUCAGGCCGCUGACUUGUGUGCUACGGGAGGCGGCUCUAGGCAUGAUUUGAUAGGUGGUGCGCAGUCUGGUAGUGCUGAUGAGAGAGUGGAGGCUGGUGAGGAGACGGGUGCCAACAGUAAGGAGCCUGGCCAAGGGAGAACUGCUGCAAGUGAUGCUAGCAACAUGGAGUUCGUCAAGGAGGGUGUCGCGCAGCACCAGGAGAACGUUGAGCAGGAAGUCUUCAUCGCAGCGUCCGCAUUGGUGGAGACCGCUGUUUAG